AUGGUCGGUAUCUUCAGGAGGGCGACGAUUAGACAUGCCAACGUUAACAGGGAACACUGGAACUGCUCCAUGUCGGAUGAGAUGGCUCAGCCUGUCGGAUUCACGGAGGGUCUUUUCAACAGUCUCAGGGUCGGUAACAAGGCCAGUAAGGCGGCAACCGAAGGAUGGUUCUACUGA
Messenger RNA from Aspergillus luchuensis, 177 nucleotides. RefSeq lists its product as uncharacterized. Bases 1 to 177 code for a protein of 58 amino acids. The record is from RefSeq and is a predicted model, not a curated record. The transcript has 2 exons. NCBI's taxonomy places the organism in Eukaryota, Fungi, Ascomycota, Eurotiomycetes, Eurotiales, Aspergillaceae.